This is a messenger RNA of Physella acuta, 3510 nucleotides long. RefSeq names its product cryptochrome-1. Gene Ontology annotation, cellular component: cytoplasm; nucleus. The record is from RefSeq and is a predicted model, not a curated record. Gene Ontology annotation, molecular function: FAD binding; DNA binding. Gene Ontology annotation, biological process: entrainment of circadian clock by photoperiod; circadian regulation of gene expression; negative regulation of DNA-templated transcription. Lineage: Eukaryota; Metazoa; Mollusca; Gastropoda; Physidae.
UUAAGUCACGUUGCAGACCUCGACGAAUUUUAUCUCGAAUUCUGUAUAUAACAGAACGAGGCGUUUGAAAACAUUAUCUUAGUUCUAUAAGCAAAAUUAAUUUUAUCGUAGUCGUCAAAUGAAAUUGUUUACAAACAAUAAUUAAGAUUAUUUAUAUGGAGGCCACGGUUUAAUAUUAUUCUUGACAACAUGAAGGAAGCUCCAACUGAACAAAAUAUGUCGCAGACGCCAACACCUAAAAAACAUUUAUUAUUUUGGUUCAGGAAAGGUUUACGCCUGCAUGACAACCCUGCACUGACUACGGCUUUGGAAGGUGCAACUACAUAUCGAUGCGUUUAUAUAUUGGACCCUUGGUUUGCAGGUGCUUCACAGGUUGGGAUAAAUAAAUGGAGGUUUUUGCUGGAAAGUUUAGAGGACCUGGACAGCAGUUUGAGGAAACUCAACAGCCGGUUAUUCGUGGUCAGAGGUCAACCAGCUGAUGUCCUGCCUCGAUUGUUUCAGGAUUGGGACAUAUCAGUUUUGGCUUUUGAAGAAGAUCCUGAGCCAUAUGGCAAGGAAAGAGAUUCGGCCAUCUCGGCCAUGGCCCGUGAAUUCAACAUACAAGUUAUCUCCAAGUCAUCCCACACACUGUACGACCCUAAAGUGGUUAUAGCAGCCAAUGGCAACACCCCACCCCUGACUUACAAAAGAUUUCAGUCAAUACUCUCCAAGAUGGAGCCACCUGUACAGCCCAGUGAAACACUGACAGCCCAGAUGGUCGCAGGGGUAACAACUCCGGUUGAUGAUGAUCACGAUGACCGAUUUAAUGUACCCUCACUUGAUGAAUUAGGGUUUGACACAGACACUCUGGGACCCGCUCAGUUCCGUGGAGGAGAAUCAGAAGCUCUUGCCAGAUUGUAUCGACAUCUAGAAAGAAAGGCAUGGGUGGCCAGCUUUGAACGUCCUAAGAUGAGCCCCCAGUCAUUGUAUCCAAGUGGAACUGGACUCAGCCCGUAUCUAAGAUUUGGUUGUCUGUCUCCAAGAACAUUUUACUGGAAGCUUACAGAGUUAUAUAAAAAGGUAAAAAAAGGAACAGACCCACCUCUUGCCUUACAUGGCCAACUGCUAUGGAGAGAAUUCUUCUAUACCGUGGCCACAAACAAUCCAAACUUUGACCGCAUGGUGGGCAAUGCUAUAUGUGUACAGAUACCUUGGGAACACAACCCUGAAGCUUUGGCUAAAUGGGCUGAGGGCAUGACUGGCUUCCCCUGGAUUGAUGCCAUUAUGGUACAACUGAGGAAGGAGGGUUGGAUCCAUCACUUGGCCAGACAUGCUGUCGCCUGUUUUCUCACAAGAGGGGACCUGUGGAUUUCAUGGGAAGAAGGAAUGAAGGUGUUUGAUGAGAUGCUGCUGGACGCAGACUGGAGUGUGAAUGCUGGCAUGUGGAUGUGGCUCUCAUGCUCAGCUUUUUUUCAGCAGUUCUUCCACUGCUACUGCCCUGUUGGCUUUGGGAAGAGAGCUGACCCUUCUGGAGACUUUGUUAGACAUUAUCUGCCUCAGCUGAAAGGAUUUCCUACACAGUACAUUUAUGAGCCAUGGACAGCUCCAGAAUCUGUUCAGAAAGCUGCUAAGUGUAUCAUAGGCAAGGACUAUCCACUGCCCAUGGUGCAGCACUCAGAAGCUUGCAGAGUUAACCUUGAACGCAUGAGACAAGUGUACAAAAGACUGGUGCUUAAAUCUUCAGCAAGCAAAAGAAUGUUUCUGGAUUUACCCAAAAUUCCAAAAGUGAGUCUCUUUCUCAGCAAGGCCAAAAUGUUCCUAAGCAGCUCCUCAGAUGAAGACGUCACACAGAAACAAAGACGCAGGAAGCAAGUGGAUGAGUGAUCAUUCACAAUCAAUAAACGCCUGACCACCGGUCAUGUUGAGUGACCAGCAAGCUUGAGUUGAUAAAGCAGACACUGAUAGCCACUGCUUUGGCUUUAUAGGGCUGUCUAAGGACACAGAGUGGAACAAACAUGCUAUAUUCAGUUAAAGAACUAUCUCUUAUGUAUUAAAUAUUGUAAACAAUUAUAGAGAACUGGGCUUAAACAAUGUUGCUUGUGGAGAAUGAACCACUGUCUGAAAGAUAAUAUGUUAAACAUUGCUAAACUGUCUUAUUGAUACAUUUUGACAAACUUACUAUUAGUUCUUUUAAUAAUUCUAUCCUUUACUCACGAUUUAUUACUAAAACAUAUAAAUCAAGUUUUUUUAAAUGUUAACUAAUCUAAAACUGAAUAUUACAUACAAUAUUUGUUUAGGCUAAUGUUUUAAUUUUGACUAAAAAAUAUUUACCACAACUAAAUUCUACUUAUUUGUUUCAUGCUUUGAUCUCUCAUAGGAAAAGAAAAUGUUUCUUAAGUCUAAAUACAUGGUGAGUGUGGUGGUUUUGUACUGCUGUGUACUAACUGGGAAAUAACUGCGAUAACUAUGUACAUAUACAUCUAAUAUGAAGUUUAUUUUUUUAAACUGCUUGACUGUUAUUCAUUGCUUUUAAAUAAUCAUGUCAUAUUUGAAUUUUUUUUUCUGUUUGUACAUACUGUAAUUAACUACCACAAGAACAUUGCUUGAAUAUGAGACAUUCACACGCCUAACAUUCCCUUCAAUGUCCAUUGUUCCAACCUUAAACAUGUAUCAUAAGAUCCUAUCUCAGCCCUCCACCCUCUGAAAAGGUUGUAAUGUACAUACAUACUGCUAUUCACUGUUAUAUGACCAAUACUUGGAUGUGAGAUGUUCAAACACACACACAAACAACAUUCCCAUGUUGAUUUUUAUCCUUGUUCACUUCUAAUAAUUAUGAUCAUCUUUUCCUGUUUGUGCCCAAGACACAUGGGGCAGAUGAAGUAGAGUUCAUCUGAUUUAGAUACCUCGGCAUAUGAAGGGAUAGGUGGUCAACACUAUGCCCAGCGGCUUUUGCUUUGCCUAACAUGAGUUAAGUACCAUCAGAGCUAGGUGGACUCAGUGACAUUCUACUGACUUGAACCCAGAUUCAAACUCAAGACUUUUGGGUUAGCAGUCUACCGCUAGGCCCAGUCUUUCCAUAAUACUUAUAAUAUUGGGUACAAAUUAAAAGCAAUGUGGAAACAUUAGACCAGUUGUUCUCUCCAUUUUAUUAGGACAGCUGUUAACUUUUUAGACCAUUGUGUUGUUAAUGUUUUUUAUUUUCUUACCAAAUAAUGACAAUUUUUUUGUAUAAUAUCAAGAAAUAUUUUUCCUCAAGCUAGAUCAGAUUCAUUAUCCAAUUAGACCAGCCUGAACAUAAGCUUGAAAGAGCUUUUUGCCUUUGGGGCUUUCCAAAACAAAAUAAUUGUUUGAGUUUUUAAAUGAAUGAUUGAAGUAAUAUUAAAGAAGGCCAGAUUUACCCCAGGCAUAUUGAAUAUGUAGAGAAUGACUGGCAAUUACAUUACAAGUUAGAUAUGAGCCUCGAACUUUUAACGUAAUUGCCAGUAGAUCACCUUUAGUAUAUUGAAGUAAUGAAUUUAGGACCAGAAUAAA